CACUGAGUUGCGGUCAGCUAUGAACUUCAGUCCUUCAGUCUGCCGCGAACAGGCGAUGAAACGCACGCCUGUUAAGGAAUUUUACAUCGAAUGUAUAAAACUUCGCGCUGUGAAAUGUGUGUCUGAAUUUCUUGCGAUUUGUGCAGUGGCUUUUGUUCUGUGUUUGUGUGUGAGUGUUUUUUAUUUGAAAAAAGGUUUAAUACAUUCGUGAUGUCAUUUUGAAAAACAUUUCCUAUUAAAAGAUCCCUCGGUGAAGGUGGACCUGGCAGCCAUGACGUCUCCUAACAGCAUAAAGUCAGGCCGGUGUUGCUUGGAGACAAUGGUGGAAGUUCCGUCAACGGCUGGAGAUGAAGACGUCGAGCCGUGGUCGCCUGGAAAUUGUCAAAGCUGUCAAACCAGUGAAGUAAGACCUGAGACGUCAACCCGCUCACCUCCUCAAAGCGAAAGACUCCCUGGAGACGGCGCCAGUUCCUCAGUGCCUGAUGACCAGAACCGUGCGAGUGACGACGGUCGUUCGAGUCGAAGUGUUAAUCCAUUCAGAACGAACAAUGAUCCAGUCGACACGGAAGGUAUGCUGCGUACUCCGAAACACUACAAAGGAAUUUACUGGCCCUCGAUCACAAACACUUUUAAGGAAGAAAAAGUAGAAUGCUCCUACCAAGGAUACUCUCGGAGACAACGUCAGAAAUCACUGAUAAUGGUCAAUAUAAUCGAUUUUGUAUUAAAGAUUUGUUUGGCGCUUAUAUACACAGUAACGCAGCGGGAUAACCCAACACCGAUCCAGGACAUGGUUCACAAAAUAGUCUGGAGUGUGGCCUUCGCGUGGCUGAACAUCGGGGUCUGUCUGCUCGGAUGCUGGCGGUGCUUCGCCAACAACUACCUGCACUGGGCAGCAGCGGCUACUUGGAUACUGUUAAUUGCUCAAGGUAUAAGCGGACAGGGAAUCGGCUUCCAGACUCCUCAAAACCAGGUCUGGUAUAUGCUGUUCGUGGUGUUCGUUCCCUAUGCGAUGCUUCCGCUCUCACUCGUGUGGUGCAUCGUGAUUGGAAUUCUAUCGUUUCUGUCUCACAUCCUCGCGACGGCUGUGGACAUAGAGAACCUGGAACAAAAUAACAUGAUUCAGGCGGCCAGUUCCUGCAGUAUCCGUCUACUAACCGGCAAUGCGCUUCUAUACAUUGCUGUAAACUUUGCGGGUAUGUACGCCAAAUCACUAGCUGAUUGGGGCCAGAGAAAGGCCUUUCUGGAGACUCAUCGCUCGAUGGUCACCAGACAACGAACUAAAACAGAGAGCGACAAGCAAUGGAACUUAUUUCAGAGCGUAAUCCCAGACUUCUUAGCCAAGGAGAUCUACAGCCAUGUUUCAAAGGUGAAAGGGGAUUUCCAAGAGCAGCAAUUCAACAAUCUUUACAUACAGAGACAUGAAAACGUGUCCAUACUCUACGCAGACAUAAAGGGUUUUACUGAGCUAUCAAGUAAGUGCAACGCUCAAGAAUUGGUCAAAUUAUUGAAUGAAUUGUUCGCUAGAUUCGACAAAUUGGCUUCGGAGAAUCAUUGUCUCCGAAUCAAGUUGCUCGGUGAUUGCUAUUUCUGCGUGAGUGGUCUGACGGAGCAACGCGCCUCACAUGCGUACGAUUGCGUCAACAUGGGCCUGCAUAUGAUCCGGGCUAUCCGUGACGUCCGUUACAAUACACAGGUGGACCUGGAUAUGCGUAUCGGCAUCCAUAGCGGCACGGUGCUGUGCGGGGUGCUAGGUCUGCUCAAGUGGCAGUUCGACCUUUGGUCCUAUGACGUCACACUCGCCAACCACAUGGAGAGCGGGGGCUUGCCCGGACGAGUGCACAUUUCGUCAGCAACAUAUGAGUGCCUGUGCGGUGCUUUCGAGGUGGAACCUGGUGACGGAGCCUCCAGAGAUCCUUACAUCAAAGAACAGAACAUCACCACUUACCUGAUAAAAGCGACGGAGCAGCCUCGGAGAGCCAGGCACCCUUCUCGCAACGGUUUUCCCUUAAGCCAGCAGAUCUGGACGACAAUGACGCGUCGUCCAAGCGGCAGCAUCGAUGACGAAACCACGACCGACUGGACCCCGGAAAUGCCGUUUCAGAACUAUUUAACUGGUGGUACAACUACAAGGGCACGGUUGGACAUGUUCCGAGUGGGUCAAGAAGCCGAGGUGGAGGAGGACGCCCCAGUCUCAGAUGUUGAAGAAGGCGAUAUUAUUAAUCACUCGAUAGAGGUGGAAAGCAAUCGCCGGAUGCGCGUGGACAACAUGCGCGCGGUCUCGCUGCGGUUCAGACGGGCGUCCCUCGAACGAAGCUUUGGAGAGCUGGACGAGCGGACCUUCAAGUCUAACGUGCUCUGCUGCUUCGUACUCUGGCUCUUCAAUGUAGCCGUCCAGGCGGUCAUACAUUACAAUUGCUGGAUCCUGAUGAUAAUAUUGGCGAACAUGACAAUCCCGCUGGUGAUAUCAUUCGUGCUGGUGAUGAUGGAAGAAUUCCCGAGACUGUCGCCGCGACUGGCAAAGUUUUCGGCUGCUCUAAGUGCGACCACGCUCAGGAGAAACAUACAUAUUUGCUGUUUCAUCAUGAUUAUGUCUGUGUCCAGCACAAUAAAACUGUACGUUUGUCCGUCAUCUUUUCCGCCGACUUCGUACAAUGGAAGCUACACGUUAAACACCACGUUCUGUGAGGAUACAAACUCGACGAUGUGCGCGGUCGAAGCCGGCGAAUGCUAUCGUCCGGAAUACGUGGUUUACACGUGGGUCUUGUGCCUGGUCGCUCUGACGUCAGUACUGAAACUCCACUACCAGAUCAAAACGUUACUGGCCAUCAUAGACGUUCUCAUGUUCUGCGUUUUGCUCUUGAAGAACUACGACGUUUAUUAUUUCGUCACGAACGAGGGUGCUACAAAUCAACUGCCAGCGUAUGUCCAAAUGUUAAUACUAAUGGCAAUGUUCCUCGCCGUUGUCAUUUACCACGGGCGGCUGGUGGAAGUGACGUCACGUCUCGACUUUCUCUGGAAACUUCAAGCGGAGACCGAUCUCGGAGAAAUGGAGGACACACAGAGAAUCAACAGACAUCUACUGAAGCACAUAUUACCUGACCAUGUCGUAACACACUUCUUGAGUAAAGAUCGGUGUCCUAAUGAACUGUACUCGCAGUGGCGCGACGAGGUGGGAGUGAUGUUCGCCGGCAUCCCGAACUUCCACGAGUUCUACUCGGAGACGAAGGCCGUCGACUGCAUGCGGUUGCUCAACGAGAUAAUUAGUAAUUCGCAAUCCGCAGUUGAUUUCGACAAGCUGUUGAUGGAGGAGCGGUUCAAGAGCAUCGAGAAGAUCAAGACCAUCGGAGCCACUUACAUGGCCGCCAGUGGACUGGACCCCGAUGUUAAGUCUGGUGCUGACGAGUGCGCGCACCUGUGUGCGCUCGUGGACUACGCGUUUGCGCUGCGCGAGGCUCUGGAUGACGUCAACAAGCACAGCUUCAACAAAUUUCGCCUCAGGGUCGGUAUCAGCUGUGGACCUUUGGUGGGCGGCGUAAUCGGUGCUCUGAAACCGGUCUACGACAUCUGGGGGAACACUGUGAACGAAGCUUCGAGAAUGGAGAGCACAGGCGCUAUGGACAAGAUACAAGUCACCAAAUAUACUAAACAGUUGUUAGAGGUUCGCGGAUACGGCGUGGAGCGCCGUGGUUGCGUCGAGGUGAAGGGCAAGGGGCGCAUGGAGACGUGGUGGGUGGUGUCGAGGCGGGGCGCCCCGCGUCCCCCGCGCCGCCCCGCGCCCCACCCCCGCUCCCUCGCCGCGCUCGUCUACACUAUGCUGCAGGCGAGAAAGCGCAUCUACACGCACCCUCUAGAUGCCACGCAUAUCGUGAAUCGAAGCGACAGCAUGCGGCCGACCCGCGUGGACACUGCGCCCAGCGGCUCCAACCGGCGCCGCUCAGAGCUGCGGCGGGCGCGCACGCGGCACAACGACCGCCAUGCGGACACGGAGCUGAGGGCGUUGGGUCGUCAUUCCGCGUCGGCGCCGCACACUCCGACGGCGACGCACUGCCCGCCGCCCCCCGACCCCCCGCAACUGUCCACCAUCACCAGGAUAGCCCGGUUGAAAGCUAACAGCUUCACAUUCCGGUCGCGGCCCAGAGAUAAGUCUCCCAAGAUCCGGGAGCAGCCUAACGAGGGAUCCGGUACAUCACUAGCGAACGGAACGCCUGGCUCGUUCCGCAUCAGGUCGGUGACGACAGCGUCGUUCUUCAGAAGCCGAAACAAAGACAAGAGGAGCAAGGAGCAAAUAGAUACUGAAACCAGGAGUGAAGGAGUGGAAAACGGUGACGCCUACACCACCAAAAUGUAACAGAAUUAUAGUAUGUACGGGUAGUAAGGACGUAAUUUUAAUUUGAUAUUUUCCCGUAGUUUUUUUUUUGUUGGCCACACUUAAAUAAAAUGUAUAAAAAUAUAUGUAAUAUUGGCAGCAUAUGGUAGUACAUGAGUUUAGAUGCAAUUUUGAUACAAUUAAUUGAGCGACUCAGGUUUUGGGACAUAAAUAAAGUUGAAUCAGGUAAUAGUGAUAGUUUAUAUUCUCAAAGCAUCUACAUUUUGAAUGUCACAAUGUUGAGAAUACUUAAAGAAGGUGAACCUAGCUUCCUGAGUCAUCUAAUAAAGAAAAGUUCCUUUAAAAUGUAGUAAAACAGGAAAUUGUGUCGUCUAUUUAGUGAUAAUGUUUUUUUUUUGUUAUUUGUAUCGAAUAGGUAAAUCGAUUUGUUUUAAUCGAAACAUGUCGAUCAUGAAAUUAACUUAUUACUAUAUAAGGGAUAUGUAAUUCGCUAAGCGAUUUUAUUUUAUAUUAAUUAAAUAUUCAUGUUAGUCAGAAUAGCACAAAUAUUUAGAUUAUGUAAUGAUUUUUGUCCUAUAACAAUAUCCAAGCAAGUAGUUAAGUUAACAUUAAAAUUUUAUGUUGCCUGGCAUCAGAAAUUUAAAAAAACGUAACAAUUUUACCCCAACCAUGUAUCUUAUUUGUAAUAUAGUCAAAAAUAUCUCAACUCCAGCUCUCGACAAACAGUAUAACAAUAUUUAUCCACAGAAAUAUGUUCGUGAUGAAAAGGCGCCAUAAUUUUCACUGAAAAUAUAUAAUACUAUAAUCUAUUGUAAAGUGCGUGCCAUAGAUAUAACUUUAUUAAUUUUUAUUGAGAUUUUAUACCUUAUUUAUCUUGUACGUGUAAGCCUAAUUUUUUUAAAUAAUUCACUAUCAUAGGAGCGAAAUAUUACCAAAUGUAUGUACUGUCCAUUGUUUUCGUAUGAGAAUUUUCAAAGGAUAUUAAAUAUGGCGAAUAUUACGCAAUGAAAUCCAUUAAACUAGUUAACAACUUGAAAUUUUGAAGGUCUUAGAAAACUUUUACCUUUUCUAAGUAUUAUUUUAAAUAUGUAAAUGUUUUGUAAGUAAGUGUAAUUUAAGAGUAUCAUAUAAUAAUAUACCAAAGUAUGAAAUAUUAGAAUAUGCACAAAUGCAUUUAUUAACUUAGGUUAGUCUUCAAAUUUAAGGGGAUAAAAUACGCUGAAACUUUAAUAUGUUCUAUAUAAUUGUGACUAUAGAUGGCUUGUAAAGAAAUUAUUUAGAUUAGAUAAUAUUCCUAAAUAAUUUAUAAUCUCUGUUAGUGGUCUUGUUAUGGAAUAAACAAGAAAAGAAAGAAUUUAAUAAGCGGGCUCGUUAUUGGAUAAAUAUUUUGAGGAGUGGCACGAUGAAUUUCCACAACAAUUAAGGUCACUUAGGAACAAAUGAUCUGAACCAAAAUAAGAAAAUAAUUUAAAGUUACAAAAAAUUAGAAGGUUCUCCGUUUAAAAAGUACUUCAAAAAGUGUUUUUUUUUUAUUAAUUUGACAGGUUUUUUUUGCUUAAGGAUUUCAAACGUAACAUUUAAACUGUAAAUUCAAAGUUUUUCUGAUGCACGCGAAUCUUCAAUUAAUAAUCAAGUAUUUUGUUUUUAAAUCACAAUUUAGUUAUAAAAUUGUCUGUGGCUAUUAAAAGUGAUAGGAUUCACGCGAUACGGCUUUGGACAGAAAUCGAAUCGGGUUGGUUGCCAAAGUGACAUUAUCUAUGAAAAUACCUAGUCAGGUCAUAAAUUCUGUCACAUGUUUAAUGUAAAAUAAUUGAAACAAGUUUAUCCAUUAUGUAACCAUUCAUAUACCAAAAUGAACUUAACAAAACAUAGAUUCUUAUGACACUAAAAUUUAUUCAAAAUGACAUCCGUGAUUUUGAAUACAGGCCUUCAAUCUGCGCGGCCAGUCGUCUAUCGCAGCACGAACGAGGUCCAUGUCAAUAUCGGCGGCUGCCUUAAUCAAGGAUGUCUUGAGUGACUCCAAAUUUGGAUGAGGCUUUGAGCACGCCUUUUUCUCCAAGUGUUGCCAUAUCUUGUAAUCUAACGGAUUCAAAUCUGGACUGGAGGAGGGCCAGUCUUCGUGCCGGAUGAAGUCGAUUUCACGCGCCGCCAGCCAGUCUUGUGUGCUCUUCGCUCUAUGAGCUGGCGCCGAAUCUUGUUGGAAUACCCAGUGCCUAUUAUUGAACAUGGUAUGAGAAACAGGUUCCACAAGGUUCGUCAGGACUGUAUUUUGAUACACAACUGCAUUCGUUUUUACACCUUUCUCACAAAAAUGUACCUCUGUUAAGCCCCAAUAAGAAACUCCCAACCAUACCAUGAGCGAGAAUGGAAAAUGACCUCGUUGGACACGCGGAAUACGGUUGCUGGCUUCUUCACUACUGUGUGCGUACACCUUAUCAUUUUGUUUGUUGUAGCUCUCUUCUACGGUAAAAAUUUUUUCAUCCGAAAAAAGAAUUUCCCGAUAUUUUUUCCCGCGUACCGCUUCAACAAAGCGCGGCAUCUCUUCAGUCUCAGGUCCAUUAGACGAGCAUUCAAACGAUGUCCUGUUUUUCUUCGAUAUGCCCGAAGCCUUAAGUCUUCAUUUAACACCCUUUUCACCGUGGUUCUGCUUAACCCCAUCUGAAGGGCCAACAGUUUCUGCUUACGUUUGGGAUUUCUUUGAAUUCGCGCCUUCACAGCUUUUAUCACUGCUGGAGUCCUAACAGACCGAGGGCGACCACUUCUUGACCUGUGAUCUACACUAGAGUCUUCAUUGUAUCGUUUGAUGGUACGAUAAACGAAUCUUUUGGUUAUAUUCAAAUUUUUCAGUAUGUUAAAAAUUUGAAUUGGCACGUAACCGCAACGAUGCAACGCAAUAACUGCAACACGGUCUUCUUUAAGAGUCUACUCCAUAUUUAAAAAUGAGUAAAAUUCUAAAAGUAUACAUUUUCAUUUUCAUGAACAAUUCGAAAUUCGAAUUCAAUAAACUUUUUUGUGGCCAGCAUUCUAAAAGAAAAGUUUUUACUGUGUGACAAUACUUAUGACCUGACUAGUUAUAAUUUAGCGAACUAGGUACAUGCCAAUUGACCCGUGUUUGAGUUAGACAGUGAAGUAAUAAUAUCAUGUAUAUAAAUAUCAUAUCGAACAUAUUUUGUUUUAGCAUAUACCAUAUUUAUUUAUUUUACCAUCGUCGUCAUAAAAUACCAAAGAAACAUGAUCUCAUCAGCUCACGUGAUGUUUGAUCUGAGUAUAUUUUAAACUGUUCACGGUUUUUUUUUCUGUAUUAUGAAUUUAUUUGUAAAUACAUAGCGGUAAUCUACCACCGGAAAGUUUCGACGACACGAGCAGGUCAGAUGUGAAUGCAUCAUUCGAUUACCUUCAACUGUUGGCGAUAAGAAAACAUUGACGAAACUCGUAACAAUGUAUAAAGUAGGCAAAACAAUAAUUUCCUUACACUUCUGCCAACUCUUAUUAUAAAUACUAAUAAUUUAAUUUUUUUUUAAAUAUGUACAUCGUAUUUAAGUGACGUUCUAUUACAAAUAAAAUGUAGAUAAGAAGUAUUUAUAAAAUGAAAGAUGUGAUAGGCACAAGGCAGAUUAUCAUCCCACAGUGAUGACAAAAUAUAAUACCCAGGAAAGUGUAAAUUAAAAAUUCUAAUCAAGUAACUAAAUUUAACAAUAAACUAUGUUAUUAUUACGAAAUAAAUUAUUUUAUAUAUAUAGGCAAAGACAGAGUAGUUAAGAGCCACAUUUCAUCCUUUGUUUUGAGCCAAUUUUAUUUUGCUAUUCAUAAGUUUUAGUUUUAAAAAAAAAUAUGUAACUCUUUUUUUCGAAACAUCAAUAGCAAAGCAUGAAAAAAUGUAAUUUAAUUAAUCUAACUCUUAUGGUAUCAAUGAUUAUGGUUGAACUACAAUCAUCGGGUAACACUAGUUAAAUUAAAAUGAUUCACAUAGCUCUGUAUAUUAAUAAUAAACCAAAUUCAAGAAAGCAACGUGAUUUAUUGUUGCCUGUAAUGAAGAGAAAAUAUAACUAAUACAAGCUGUAUGAUAAAGUCGAAAGCUCAAAAAAUUGCCAGCACAAAAUAUCGUCUAAAAGAACUUCCAUUUGUGUAUAUUCCAUUUGAGUUCACAACCAGAAGAUUGUUAAUUCGAUACUUAUUUUUUUAAUUAUUGUUGUAUAUAUGCAGCUUAUGUUCCGGGUUUGGGUUGCAUAAAUAUUUAAAUGUUAUUACGACUAUUAACUUCGAGUCAAUUGUUUGACCACAGAUUAUAAUAAUACGGAUGAGCUCAAUUUUGAUAGUUUCUUUUAUCAAAAUUUUAAGCAUAGGACCUAUUUUUGGUUUUUUUUUUUACGAAAAAAAUAGGCAAAUGGAAUAUUUUAUUUUUAAGUUAAGAAUAUCAUAGAUCUGAUUAUUUAGAGUAUAUAUUAUGUAAUUUGAAGGUAUAAAUAAAACAUUGUGUCAAAGAUUAAUGAAAAGCCAAAUAGGAUCUGUGAAAUGAUUGUAAAAGCAAAACGAUGUACGAAAUGAAAAUACCAAUAAAUGUUUCAAUAUAA
Molecule: messenger RNA, 8898 nt
Organism: Bombyx mori (domestic silkworm)
Lineage: Eukaryota; Metazoa; Arthropoda; Insecta; Lepidoptera; Bombycidae
Product: adenylyl cyclase 78C
Exons: 30
Coding region: 272-4348 (1358 amino acids)
Biological process (GO): intracellular signal transduction; adenylate cyclase-activating G protein-coupled receptor signaling pathway; cAMP biosynthetic process
Cellular component (GO): plasma membrane
Molecular function (GO): adenylate cyclase activity
Source: RefSeq, a predicted model, not a curated record